UUGAUGGCGCUGGGAAGGGGGAAAAGGAAGAGAGGGGGCCGGACUGGAAUUGAUUAAGUUGGGAGGAGAAAGAGGAGAAGGCUGGGCGAAGCGCAGCUCAGCCCGGGGGCCCUCCUUUGAAACGGACUAAUUGGGGAGCGAAGACACAAAGGGACGCGAAAGGCGCUCGGAGAGACGCACAGCAAGGAAGUUUCCCGCUGGGUGAGUGGAGUUGCUCCCCUGGAUCUCCCAGGCGGAUCCCCCCCUCUUCACCCCCCCCCGCAGAAAACCAACUCGGAAACUUUUGCCAGGACCCGUGUCCCCCGAGGGAGUGACAGAUCCCAGCUCGUCCUGGGGAGGAGACGAGGCGAUCGGGUGUCGGUGAGAACCGAGGGGGGGAGAGAGCCACCAUGCGCCUUGCCGACGCGUCCUUGGCUCGCUGCCUGGCGCCGCCGCUGUUACUGCUGCUGCUGCUGGGCUCCUGCCGGGCCCAGUUCCAUGGGGAGAAGGGCAUUUCGAUCCCCGACCACGGCUUCUGCCAGCCGAUCUCCAUCCCUCUGUGCACCGACAUUGCCUACAACCAGACGAUCAUGCCCAACUUGCUGGGGCACACGAGCCAAGAGGACGCGGGUUUGGAGGUGCACCAGUUCUACCCGCUGGUGAAGGUGCAGUGCUCGCCGGAGCUCAAGUUCUUCCUGUGCUCCAUGUACGCGCCCGUCUGCACCGUCCUGGAGCAGGCCAUCCCGCCGUGCCGCUCCAUCUGCGAGCGGGCGCGCCAGGGCUGCGAGGCGCUUAUGAACAAGUUCGGCUUCCAGUGGCCCGAGCGGCUGCGCUGCGAGAACUUCCCCCGCCACGGCGCGGAGCAGAUCUGCGUGGGGCAGAACCACUCGGAGGAAGGCGGCUCGCCGGCGCUGCUCACCAGCGCCACCCCCAUCGCCGGCCAAGGCACGGCGGGCCACCCCCGCUACGCCACCCUGGAGCACCCCUUCCACUGCCCGCGAGUGCUCAAGGUGCCCAGCUACCUCAACUACAAGUUCCUGGGCGAGAAGGACUGUGCUGCGCCCUGCGAGCCGGCCAAGCCCGAUGGGCACAUGUUCUUCAACCAAGAGGAGAUCCGCUUCGCCCGCAUCUGGAUCCUCAUCUGGUCAGUGCUGUGCUGCGCCUCCACCUUCUUCACCGUCACCACCUACCUGGUGGACAUGCAGCGCUUCCGCUACCCAGAGAGGCCCAUCAUCUUCCUCUCGGGCUGCUACACCAUGGUGUCCGUGGCGUACAUCGCCGGCUUCGUGCUGGAGGAGCGGGUGGUGUGCAACGAGCGCUUCCAGGACGACGGCUACCGCACGGUGGUGCAGGGCACCAAGAAGGAAGGCUGCACCAUCCUCUUCAUGAUGCUCUACUUCUUCAGCAUGGCCAGCUCCAUCUGGUGGGUCAUCCUCUCCCUCACCUGGUUCCUGGCGGCUGGCAUGAAGUGGGGCCACGAGGCCAUUGAGGCCAACUCUCAGUACUUCCACUUGGCCGCCUGGGCCGUGCCGGCCGUCAAGACCAUCACCAUCCUGGCCAUGGGGCAGAUUGACGGCGACCUGCUCAGCGGCGUGUGCUUCGUGGGCCUCAACAACAUCGACCCCCUGCGCGGCUUCGUGCUGGCGCCGCUCUUCGUCUACCUCUUCAUCGGCACCUCCUUCCUGCUGGCGGGCUUCGUCUCCCUCUUCCGCAUCCGGACCAUCAUGAAGCACGGAGGCACCAAGACGGAGAAGCUGGAGCGCCUGAUGGUGCGCAUUGGGGUCUUCAGUGUGCUCUACACCGUCCCAGCCACCAUCGUCAUCGCCUGCUACUUCUACGAACAGGCCUUCCGCGAGCACUGGGAGCGCAGCUGGAUCAGCCAGAACUGCAAGAGCUUGGCCAUCCCCUGCCCGCUCCAGUACACCCCGCGGAUGAACCCCGACUUCACCGUCUACAUGAUCAAGUAUCUCAUGACGCUCAUCGUGGGCAUCACCUCGGGGUUCUGGAUCUGGUCGGGCAAAACCCUGCACUCCUGGAGGAAAUUCUAUACCAGGCUAACUAACAGCAAACACGGGGAGACGACCGUUUGAAAAGGGGGAUAUCGAGAGGUGGGGGAAGGAGAGAGAGACUUGGUUUGCCGACCCCAAACUUUGAAACAAUUGUG
Molecule: messenger RNA, 2143 nt
Organism: Podarcis raffonei (Aeolian wall lizard)
Lineage: Eukaryota; Metazoa; Chordata; Lepidosauria; Squamata; Lacertidae
Gene: FZD2
Product: frizzled class receptor 2
Exons: 1
Coding region: 390-2069 (559 amino acids)
Biological process (GO): non-canonical Wnt signaling pathway; canonical Wnt signaling pathway
Cellular component (GO): plasma membrane
Molecular function (GO): Wnt receptor activity; Wnt-protein binding
Source: RefSeq, a predicted model, not a curated record